Phoenix dactylifera (date palm) is the source of this 740-nucleotide messenger RNA. NCBI's taxonomy places the organism in Eukaryota, Viridiplantae, Streptophyta, Magnoliopsida, Arecales, Arecaceae. The record is from RefSeq and is a predicted model, not a curated record.
GCAAAUGAAAAGAACAUAAGUCGAAGUUGAAGGCCGACUGGAAGCGCGAGGGUAUGACAGAGGAGGAGGUUGCUCGUGUUUGUCCUCCUGAUGUAUACCAUCGUCAGUGGAGGGAGCUUGUUCACUAUUGGUUUUCCGAGAGAGGACAGACAUAUUCUGACAUUGGUCGAGCCGCACGAGCAUCUCAGACAAUUCCUCACACUUCAUGCUCGAAGAGUUAUGCGAGGCUCAGAGCUGAAUUCAUGGAAGACCAUGGGAGGAAAUCUGGUGAGGUGGAGUUCUAUAAGAUGACUCAUACCCACCGAGAUGGCAGCUUUGUCCGAGAGGAGUCGAGAGAUAUAGUUGACAGAGCUACAUCCCUUAUUUCAGAGCGUAUCGGAGAGUCAUCUUCAAUCGGCAACACCAGAGGUGUCGAAGCUCAGGUGUUUACCGAGUUGAUGGGCUCGGAGCGUUAUGGUCGAGUGAGGGGUUAUGGCGUUGGAGUUACCCCCACUCAGUUGUCUGCAGUGGGUAGAUAUACUCAAGAUGUUAGACAGAGUAGUAGCACUGCAGAGGUUAAUGAUCUGAAGGCAGAGAUAAAAGAGUUGAAGCAAAGCCACCAGACAGAGAUGCAAUCUUUGAGGGCUCAGAUUAAUCAGAUUACAUCUUUGUUGCAUCAGUUUGUCCCUCCUCAGGUUCAUGAUAGUUCAUCUGCACGUAGAGAUGGUGAUGCUAGCGACCCCUGAAGCAUUUAUUUAGGA